UCGAAGUGUUUAGCUGAGAAGAGAGCAACAGGGAAAAGCAGUAAGGAGGUGAGGAGACGCAGCUUUCUGAGUUUGUUUUGAAUAAUAUUAACAUCUUAGUACACGGAGACAAGAAAAAUGACGCGCCAAUGUGUAUGUGAACUCUGUAACUGUGGGCGCCACCGAUGCCCACAUCAGCCAACAGGGCUAUUUGAGCAAAGCGAGCAGCCCCGCAGUGUGACUGAAUAUGCUGAGAAGUAUCCCGAGUAUGAGGGUGUCCACCCUCCACAAAGCAUGAAACCCAAACAAGAGUACAAAGCAGGUCGGGAUCUCAUGGACGGAACCACCACUUUCAAGUCUGAUUACAUUCCGUUUGAAGUGACACGUCGUCCUGGCCGCGUGCAACAGGAGUAUAAGCCGGGUUCUGGUCACAUUGAUCUUGGGACUACCUACAAACUGGACUACAACCCUUACAAGGUGCAAGCGUUUGUAGCUGCCAGGCCAAAAGAAAAGUUGCAUGCAACUGGAGCAAAACUGGACACUAUGCCAACUUACAAAGAUGAUUUCAGAGCAUGGGAAUUCUCGAAGCGGGAACUAACCAAACCAGAACCAUCCUACCGUCCUUCCUCGUCAAAGUUUGCGAAUCUUACUACAUUCCAAAAUGAUUUUGCUCCCAAAGGCCUUGUUCCCAGAGAAAGUUUUAAACCACCUAAUAUGGCCAGGCUCUCUGAUGCCCCCUUUGACAGCCUCACAAGUCAUCGCAUUUCCUACAUCCCUCAUCAGCUCGGGGUGAAGUAUGUCAAACCCAAGGAAGACUACAAACCAAGUGAUCAACCUUUUGAAGAUCUCACAAUCCAUCGGCGUGAUUUUCAGGGACUGCCCGGGGAGCUCUCCAAGAGUUGCAAACCUGAUUUCUCAAAGGUUGCCUCAGAUGCCCGCUUCGAUGGUAGCACUGAGUUCCGUGAUCGCUUUCAGCAAUGGCCUGUCACCUUGCCUAAGGUCCAUAAGUUACCUGAAUACGUCACUCCAGAAGGUCACAUGGAUUUGAGCACUACGUCCAAUAUGGAUUACGUUGGGCAUAAAGUUCAACCAUUUAUUCCAAAAAGGCCAAUCUCUCGUGGAAGGAGAAGUAGUGUACCGUUCCAGGGAAACACCACCAUGAAAGAAGACUUCAGGAAAUGGGAAAUACGUAAACCAGAGAUGAUCAAGAACAAGGAAGAAAUGGGAACACCGACUGGAAAGUUCGAUGGCUUGUCAACCUUUCAAGCUCAUUAUAUCCCUCAUCAGUUAAAUCCAGUACAGAGCUUCAAGCCGCAAAAUGCUGCCAUGAGAAACUUGGCUCCAUUUUAUGAUGGUACUAUGUAUCGCACAGAAUAUACUUCGAAGAAACCAGAUUUAUGUCCAGCAAGUUUUCAGGACCCACCAGGAUAUGUUUUUGAUGAUGUUGACCACCGUGGGCACAAGUACUUCCACAAGAUGUUAACACCAUUGGGUAGCAAAUCCAUUUUGACAAAUGGAAUACCUGUUCUCAGCGAGGUGGCUGUGAUGUCAUAAACCUUAAAUGUCUAAGAAAUGUUUACCAAUCAAUAACCUUGUGCAGCACUUUUUGGUCUACUCUGAAUCAGUUUCUAAGCACCUUAUCAAUAUAUACAGAGGUGCUGUAUUUAAAAAAAAAAAAAAAAA
Molecule: messenger RNA, 1662 nt
Organism: Polyodon spathula (Mississippi paddlefish)
Lineage: Eukaryota; Metazoa; Chordata; Actinopteri; Acipenseriformes; Polyodontidae
Product: stabilizer of axonemal microtubules 2-like
Exons: 4
Coding region: 118-1533 (471 amino acids)
Biological process (GO): microtubule anchoring
Cellular component (GO): axonemal microtubule; sperm flagellum; ciliary basal body
Molecular function (GO): microtubule binding
Source: RefSeq, a predicted model, not a curated record